AUGCUGUCAGGCAUACUGCCCCUCGAUGAGAACAUAGAGAGCAGCGCUGCUUUCCUUUUCCACUUGUGCCUUUCAGGUGAACGGCAGACACUGACCGACAAGAACAAAACCGACCCGGGAAACUGUGGCAAAAGCCUCGAUCCUGUGUAUCAAUCCGAGUACCGAAUAUGUCUUCCUCUGACAGUUGCAGAAUAUCGCAUCGCCCAGUUGUAUAUGAUACAGAAAAAGUCACGCGAGGAAAGCACAGGCCGCGGCAGUGGUGUGGAAAUAAUUAAGAACGAGCCCUAUGAGGAUGGACCCGGAGGCAAGGGUCAAUACACAUUCAAGGUUUAUCAUGUUGGAAGUCAUCUGCCAGCUUGGCUACGUAGCAUCCUGCCUCCAUCGGCGCUGCGCGUAGAAGAAGAAGCCUGGAACGCCUAUCCAUACACUCGGACAAUCUACAAGGUCCCAUUUGUCGAUAAGCUCACUUUGGAUAUCGAAACGCUCUAUUUCGACGAUGCUGGUCAGCAAGAUAAUGUGUUCAAGUUGUCAACCGAUGAGCUGAACUCGCGAAUUGUUGAUUACAUAGAUAUUGUGCAAGACGCGAUAUCCAAAUCCGAGUAUAAAAUUGAAGAGGAUCCGACUGUGUUUGUUUCAAAAGCCACCGGGAGAGGUCCUUUGUCCACAAAUUGGCGUCAAGAAUUCGACCAUGCGCAACGGAUCACUCACGAAAACCACGUGAACUCUCCCACUCGUACACCGGACAAUCAACAAGUCAACGGUCCCCUGUCCCCUCUCCCUAAACGUAUCAUGUGUGCCUACAAGCUGUGUCGGGUGGAAUUCCGUUAUUGGGGCAUGCAAAGUAGGGUGGAACAAUUUAUUCAAGAUAGCGCCUUACGGAAAACAAUGGUCCGCGCUCACCGUCAAGUCUGGACGUGGCAAGAUGAAUGGUACGGUCUGACUAUUGAGGAAAUCCGAAGACUGGAGGCAGAAACUGCGAAAGCAUUGGCGAGCAGAAUGGCUGGAUCCAAGGGCUCAGUGACUGAAGAAACUGCAGUGGGCGAGGACAUGCCUGUCGUUCAAUCGAUCGCCCCAUGCGGUGCAAGAAACAGCGCGUCCGAACCGCUCUUCGGAACUGCCAUGAAUUCAGCGGAGUGUUGCGCUUCAAGUGCCCCGUCGCUCAAGCCAGAAGAUGACAGUGAAGGGCUCAAUUUGUGGAAUACUUUGAAGCAGUUGGAAGACACUGAUAGAGAAGCGGACCUGUGUGAGUUUGACGACGACACACUCUCAUUUGUCUCUUGUCGGAGUCACGUGACUGGACAGACUUCUUGUUACCUGUCUGCAACCGCGUCUGCUGUGGACGGGUUGAAUACUUUGGAUGGCGCCGAAGACUUGAACUUUCCCUUGGCCCAUUACUCGACAAACAACUCGAAUAUGUCCGGAAAUGAGGAGAAAUUGGCGCUGGUUAUGGUCGUCCAUGGUGGUUGUCUUUUGGACACUGGAAAUGACUUAGCAACCAAGCGUUCGGAUGCGAACACAUUCCGGCAAACAUUGGAAACCAUUAUUGCCAACCAUUACAUAGUACUUCGAAACCGAAUCGCCGUUUGUCUAGUCCCUUGUCCAUCUGGAUUAGCCGAAAUAUUUCAGACAAUCGCUCGACUAAAGACUUUCCCGAUGGACCCAAAAAUACCAAUAGAAGUCCAGUUGGCGCAUGACGUAAUGCCCUUGGGCAGCGUCCCUCUUUUUCUCACAAAUUCUCCCAACUACUCUCAACUGUUGCACGAACUAGCUUGUCGUCUGAACACGCACUAUGCAGAGUUCUUACGUUCUCCGGAAGGUGUCGGCUUUAAUGGUUGCGUGUACCUCGUGGCAGACAGUGUUGGCGGUGUGCUGACACAUGAUCUACUGAACGUGGUCGCUUGUCGCUCGAGUGGUAUUCCCAGUUUUGUCGAUGGGGAUGGCGUAAGCUUGACGGAUGUGGGAGCUCGUCGAUGGCGUGAGCCGUUUCCUGUAGUCUCGAACGGUCGCGAAGGUGACAAUAACAGUUUGGAAACAAUUUCUGUUGGGUCAUCGGCGGCGGACAAAAAGUGUUUAAACCCUACAGUACCGGCCAACGCCCCUCCCCUACUUGACUUUCAUGUUCAAACUUUCGUCAUGCUCGGAUCCCCGGUGGGUCUUCUACUGGCCUUCCGGCAACAGUCACUAAAGGAUGGAACUAGAACUAUGAUAGAGGACGCACAUUCAGAUUAUCUGGUAGCUGCCGACCAAGUCUACAAUUUUUUCUAUCCUACUGAUCCCUGCGGCUUCCGUGUGGAACCACUUUUGCAUCCUCGUUUUGAACAGAUUGCUCCAGUACAAACACCUCAGUACGCGCACUACCCGCUGGGCGAUAGUCAACCGAUCAGCCUUGUUGAAACGUUAGUUCGACAGUCAAGGUUGUUUACUCCCAUCGAUUCCGACGCGGACGGUAACGUUACAAGCACCAUCGCCAAUCGGACGGAACGUAGUUGGGAAAAGGCAACAAUGAUUGCAUUUGAAGCGUUGAAAGAAGUUCGUCAACAGUGGUGGGGUCAGCAAAGAGUGGAUUACAGUCUGCACUGUCCCCAGGCCGUUCAAAGUCUCCUGGCUCGAGCACGACCACCGAUUUUUCACGCCAGCUACUGGGAGUCCAAAGAUGUUGUCUCAUUCGUGUUACGACAAGUUCUCGGAACACUUGGUUUGUGUCUCCCUGAGACAUCCUACUCUUUGGAAUUGGAAGAUGAGAUUCCGCUGACCAAUGUAGCUGCUCACCUGUCAUCUGCCCAAGUACAGCUAAGCAGGCACCAAUCCGCAGCCGAGACAGAUGUUUCGGUGAUGAGCAGUUGGUGGAACCAUCACUUCGGUACGAGGUCAGGCGACACAGAUACCAUUGGACCUCGUUCCAAAGUGAAACGGUUGAGAGGGUCAGAAGCGACAAAGCAUACUUGCAUCCCAGCCAAUCUGAGUGUAAAAUCCAAUCACCGCGCAAAUGAUGUCGUCGUCUUGGAAGGUCAACCACAAAUAAUAACUGCCCGGUUUGUGUUUGGACUAUUGGAUCUGCUCUCAAUGUCGAACGAAAAAAUCUCUAUUCAAAUCCGUUCGUACGGCGGAUCUUGGACAUCCAUCGGUACAGAGGUCACAGACUCUUCUGGUCGAAUUCGGUUCCGCGUGCCCGAUCAGCGCCUCUUCGGCAUCGGUCUACAUCCCAUUCUUCUCACUCCGGAAUCGGAUCCGGACCAUCCUGUACACCUGACUUUAGCUGUGCUGCCUCCAAAAACGGAAGCAGUUGUUUUCAGCGUAGACGGCAGCUUUGCGGCGAGUAUUUCAAUUAUGGGGAAAGAUCCGAAAAUACGUCCAGGUUCGAUUGACGUUGCGCGACACUGGCAAAGUCUUGGUUACCUUCUCAUAUACCUGUCCGCGCGUCCAGACAUGCAACAACGCCGUGUUACCAGUUGGUUGAUGAGUCACAAUUUUCCUCAGGGGAUUUCCCUUUUUGUCGAGGGAAUUUCAACCGACCCACUGAGGCAGAAAGCUCAGCUAUUGAAAACAGUUUGUGACCACGCCCAGUUAAAGAUCCACUGUGCAUAUGGUUCUGGAAAAGACGUCAAUCUAUAUCGGUCUCUAGGAGUCGCACCUCAGAACAUUUUUGUUGUCGGUCGUGCUUCGCGGGGUCAAGCACACUACUCUACGCUCUUGACCUCUGGUUACACAGCUCAUUUGGCCGCCCUGCUAUCCGGUCACCCUGCAUCCCGACAAGCAUCCAGCUGCAUCAGCAUUUCGCCGCACUUUCUAACCUAUGAGUUAUCCACCCCUGCCAGCACCGUUCGCACAUGUCCAGCGCAACCAGUCGUUCCUUCACGGUCUCCGUUGAAUUCCGGGAAGCGUUUCUCAUUCAGCUCGGGUACAACCUAGCUUGCUUUAAGAUCCCACAUACACGCCGUGUACAGCUUGUCAAACUCCUCUUCCGUCGUUGUAAGCCUGCACGCUCCGCGCUAGAGCAUUUCAUUCCAAUUUUAUACCGAAAGAUUCCAUUCGAUUCGCUGUCCUAUCCGUUCUAUUUUCAGGUCCUGCCGUACCUGCGAUUAUUUCACACACACACAUUUAUUUACGUACAUUUUUUGACUAAAUCCAGUCGCCACAUGCCCUCUCUUCCAACUGUCACGUCACAUUCUCUCGUCAUUCUAUGUGUAAUUCCUACAAAUCUCCGCGUCUAUCUCACCGCCCAUAUCACCAACGCAAACGACAGCCAUGCUCAGUUGUCUUCCACCUUUGAGCAUUUGUGAUGAUUGGUUAGUGUUCAUUUUCUUUGCUGGAUUUCAUCUUCUGUGAUUCAUAAUGUAAUGACUUGCGUAUGCAUUUGCCUACAGAUAGUUGUCGUCGUUGUUACAGUCCAGCUGUCAGCCCAGCUAUAUUUCUGUCCGCUCGUCCAACGUCCUGGAAAUUAUCCCUCUGUUCCCGUAGACUACUAUCAUCUGAGCAAAUAUAGAUGGCUGUGAAGUCUUGUCUCUCACCAG
Messenger RNA from Opisthorchis viverrini, 4511 nucleotides. RefSeq lists its product as hypothetical. Gene Ontology annotation, molecular function: phosphatidylinositol binding; phosphatidylcholine intramembrane carrier activity; phosphatidylcholine binding. Lineage: Eukaryota; Metazoa; Platyhelminthes; Trematoda; Opisthorchiida; Opisthorchiidae. Gene Ontology annotation, cellular component: cytoplasm. Gene Ontology annotation, biological process: phospholipid transport. The record is from RefSeq and is a predicted model, not a curated record. The transcript is spliced from 24 exons. Bases 1 to 3909 code for a protein of 1302 amino acids.